Lactuca saligna is the source of this 618-nucleotide messenger RNA. The record is from the annotation of a GenBank genome assembly. Lineage: Eukaryota; Viridiplantae; Streptophyta; Magnoliopsida; Asterales; Asteraceae.
AUGGACACCCUAACCCAAUGCCUUAAGCAGUGCCUCCACUGCCCACCAUGUUUGUCAUCAUCUUCAUCUAGGAGUUGUUCUGUUGCUCAUCGGUGCCACAUGGCUUCCCAGAAUAAGUCGUUGAGAACACGUAUUGUUCUAGUGAUAGUCUUCCAUCUCCAAAUGACCUACAAAUCUGCAACCAAAAAUGUUACAACAUCAAAACACGCUAUUUCUACUCCUGUUUUAUUUGUUGUUGGUGAACGCUAUUACAAAGUUACUGCAGAUGCAUUAAGAGUAUGCGGGGAACUUGUUCGAGCAAACAUUGAGGUUUCUAAUUUUGAUUUCAAACCUUAUGUCCAUCCAAUAUAUAAUGCCAUCUUGUCACGAUUGACAAACCGAGAUCAAGACCAGGAAGUUAAGGAAUGUGCUAUCUCUUGUAUGGGGCUUGUUGUUUCAACAUUUGGUGAUCAUCUCACAGCAAAAUUACUGGCUUGCCUUCCUGUUCUUGUAGAUCGAAUGGGAAAUGAGAUACCCCGACUUACAACUGUUAAGUUGAAUUGGAAUUCGAGAUUCCAUUCCAUGGCGUGUUUGGUUCCAAAUGGCCGUAAUCAGUUCCAUCAGAUUAAGAAGAAUUAG